Molecule: messenger RNA, 1847 nt
Organism: Homarus americanus (American lobster)
Lineage: Eukaryota; Metazoa; Arthropoda; Malacostraca; Decapoda; Nephropidae
Product: angiopoietin-related protein 7-like
Exons: 9
Coding region: 165-1703 (512 amino acids)
Source: RefSeq, a predicted model, not a curated record
CCAUCAGUCUCCCUCUUCUCACUAGAUCGAGUCCCGUCCUCUCACUCGAUCGAGUCCCGUCCUCUCACUCACACUCCACCCCUACUCCGAGGUCGAUCUUGUAGCUACUGAUAAACAAGUGUGUGUGUGUGUGUGGCCACUUUUUGUGUCGUCCUUACACUACCAUGCAUAAGCUCCUCUUGAUCAUAGCAGUGGUGGGAUGGCGGGUGGCGUUGUCCAGUGAGAUGAUGCAGCAGACCACGGGCGAGGCUACCUUCUACGUAGCGGGGCAAGAGGAACUCCAUUCACUACUAGUUAGUCAGCUGGCCAUGCAGUCGCUUCUGACAAAUAUGUCCCAAGACUUUACCGCUCACCUGGCAGAGUACAAAGCCGCUACAGGAGAGUCUAAAUCAGUGCUGGCAAACUUGUCCCAGGCCUUAACCGCCUACUUGACGAAGAACGCGACAGCCGUCCAUGCUAAUGAACACGAUGUCAACAACAUCAACAUGCAUCUGCUGCAGGAGGUGGAGGAGCUACGACAAAAGGUCAUCAUGCAUGAGACACAGGCUCUCGAGAUGGCCGACCAACUACAGGAGAAGGAAGGUAUUCUACAAAAACAAGAGGAAACGAUACAGACCCAAAAUAAUACGCUACAAAGUUACCUGGAGACUCGACAUGAGAUGGAAGAGACAUUACAAGAACAGAACCUUGCCCUUCAGCAGCACGUCCAGUCCCUACAAGAACAGAAGGAGAUAACAAGAAAGAGGGAGGAAGACCUUAAAGAAAAAGAAGAAUCCUUAAAGCUACAAAAAGUUAUGAUACAACAACAAGAGGAGAUGCUGAGACACAGAGGAAACCUCUCGCAGCAACAACAACAAAUACUACACCAAACCAACAGAGAACAUGAGACAUUGAAGAUGGACUUUGAGAACCAGGCCAACAGGACACGACAACUCGAGGAAGAAUGCCAAAGUUUAGAGGAAGCUAAGGUCAUCCUCGAGGAUCAACUGCAGGAGUGUCGGCAGAAUGUAACCAAAGUCACCGUAAAGACCACUUCCCCGACUGUAGACUGUGAUGGACUCUACCAGCAGGGAAUGGUGGAGAGCGGAGUGUAUACAAUCUUCCCGGCCUGUUCCCAAAUAGGUGUAAGUGUUCUGUGCCAGAUACACGAGGAACCAGGGAAUUAUGCCUGGACGGUGAUCCUCUCUCGCCGCCGUCAAACUCCACAAGUGGACUUCGCCAGAAACUGGCAAGACUACAAGAAUGGUUUUGGGGAUCCAGACGGAGAAUAUUGGCUGGGAAAUGACAACAUCCACGCGCUGACUGGUGGAGGCUCUUACCACCUGAGGCUGGAGGCCACCAACCUAGAGGGAGAAAAACGAUUCGCUGAGUGGGAGCACUUCAGUGUUGCUCACGAGGACUUCCAGUACAGACUCAGGUUGCAUAGUUACAGCACCAUAAGCACUCUAGGAAACGUCUUUGUUGAGAUCGAUGAUGUGACGUUCUCGACAGAUGACCGUGACUCCGACAACUGGUCCAAAAGCUGUUCGGCUAGUCGUGGUCAUGGAGGCUGGUGGUUUAACAGGUGUGGAGGCGUCUACCUAACAUCUCCAAUUGGUAACGUUAAUGAUGACUUCACUCUCAUGUCCACCUGGUACUUCACCAAAUCUUCCCGAUCCUAUGUGGGGCUAUCGGAGGUGAAACUGAUGGUCCGCCGCCAGUGACCGUCACCCAAGAUGAUGGCCUGGACUUGAGAAUUGGAUGUACCCAAGAAUAACGACACACACUCUCUCUCUCUCUCUCUCUCUCUCUCUCUCUGUUAACAUCACACGGCUGUAGUAAAUAUUAAAUGUUAUGUAGUAUUUUCA